This is a messenger RNA of Candida tropicalis MYA-3404, 1923 nucleotides long. RefSeq names its product pheromone-regulated protein (gene PRM1). Bases 1 to 1923 code for a protein of 640 amino acids. Gene Ontology annotation, cellular component: mating projection tip. The transcript has a single exon. The record is from RefSeq and is a predicted model, not a curated record. NCBI's taxonomy places the organism in Eukaryota, Fungi, Ascomycota, Pichiomycetes, Serinales, Debaryomycetaceae.
AUGUUUAGAAACUACCUUAAUCUAAGAGAAAUUUUAUCCCAAUCAUAUCUCAAUAAAUAUUCCAUAUUACUACUAUUAAUACUUAUCAAACUAAUUGUACUAAAAAAUUCACUAUUGAAAAACUUAUCUCUGGAAUUGCUAGAUAAAUCAGUUUGUGAUAAUGAUGAAGUUCAACCAGUGUUGAAUACAGUUCAUAAAAUGAUUGUUGACAAACUACAAACAUUAGAAGUAUCAGGGUUGGUAUCAAUUAUAUUACUUCUAAGGGCAAUAAAAAAUAUGGUUUUAUUUGUCAUUGAAUUAUUUUUGGGUACUUAUAUAUGUAUACUAAAUGCUGCAUUAAAAGGAACAACAGAAUUUGCAUUUGAUGCAAGUGAAGGUGUUAUUCAAGCAGUUAAUGCUACUGUUGUAUCAGCAACCAAUGAUAUUGAAUCAGCUUUACAAGGUCUUUCUCAAUUUAUAAAUGAUCUUGUUAAAGGAUUUAAUGCAAUUUCUAAUUUUUUAACAGGAAACAAACUGACACAACAAGCAUCAGAAUAUCAAAAUCAAAUAAAUAUAAGUCUUGGAGAAUUGAAAGAUAAAAUCAUGAUUCCUGGUGAUGUACUUGAUAAAAUCGAUAAAGCAAGAAAUGUAAGUUUUGAUGGAUUAUCAAAAUUAGAUAAUGGUACACAAACAUUAGUUGCCACACCAUUUGAUAAAGUUGUUCAGAAAUUAAAUGUAAUGAAGGAUAAUUAUAAUUUUAGAAACUCAACACCAAGUCCACUUAAUUAUAAACAAGAAUGUUUGAAAGAUAUGAAUAAAUUACAACAAGUUCAAAGUGAUUUAGUUGAAGUUGUUGAAAAUGUUAGUAAGAUUAUAUUUAUUGGAUUAAUUAUUGCCAUGGCAUUAUCAAUCAUAUAUGUUGCAUUUAUACAAUGGAGAGAAUGGAAACGUAUGGAUCAAUUUAUAUAUGAAGAACAAAUUUCCACAGAUAUUGAAUUCCGUAAUCGUUUUAAUGUUUAUAAUAAUGAUGUCCUUUAUAUUAUUGAGAAACGAAUGGGAUAUUAUAUGAAUGAGAAAAUGAUAUGGAUGUUUAGUUAUUUAUUUAGUAAAGCAGCUAGAAUUGUAUUCUUUUUUGGAUUAAUGGGGAUUAUUUCAGUUGCAUUACAAUUUGCAUUGGUUAAUCAUGUUCAAUCACAUUUGAAUAAUCAUAUGGAAUCUUUUAUUGGUAAUUCAAGUGAUUCUUCAAAUUCAGUUACAAAUUAUGUUCGAAGUAUGAAUGAUUAUAUCAAUGAUACACAAACAGAUAUGAAUAAUGAAUUAUUUGGAAAUAUUAAAGAAACUUCCCUGUCUAUAAAUUCAACUAUUGUAAAUUUUAUGGAUGAUUUAAAUGAUACAUUAACUAGUAUAUUUGGUAAAACCCCUUUAUCUGGUGCAGUUGAUACCAUUGUCUAUUGUACUAUUGGUCGAAAACUAGAAAAGGUGGAAUCAGGAUUAACUUGGAUGAAUCGUAAUUUAAAUAUUGAUUUGCCAUUAUUAGGAGAUGAUUUACUGGAUGAUUUACAAGAGAUCAAGUUUUUACAACCACAAUCAGUCUUGAAUAAAAUCAAUAAGUUAAUUGAAGUUUACAAACAAUCAAUCUGGUUGGAAUUUUAUAUCAGUUUAGGAAUGUUUGUAUUAUGGUUAUUCCAAGUAAUUGUUGGAAUUAUUAUCAUUGGUUUACGAAUAUGGAAAUAUGAUCAAGAAGAAGAUAUUGAUAUUAAAGAUGAUAGUAGUAGUGUCACGUUUGCAAUACGAAAUUUAGCCAUCAGUCAUCCCCAUGAACUAUCAGAAGAACAAAAACAAGAAUAUGGAUAUCCAUUAUCAAAUCCUUAUGUAAAUCGAAAGGAUAUCAAUUCAUCUUCAAGUUAUUAUCCAAGUACUAUUGAUAUGUCUAAAUACGAAUAA